Messenger RNA from Dovyalis caffra, 237 nucleotides. Lineage: Eukaryota; Viridiplantae; Streptophyta; Magnoliopsida; Malpighiales; Salicaceae. The record is from the annotation of a GenBank genome assembly.
AUGAAUCGAUUUGGUGGCAAGAGAAAAUCGAAUGAGAAAACAAUUGAUGCAACCGAAAUCAUACAUGAUGAACUCACAAAUGAAAAGGUAAGCAAUGAAAGGGCUAGUGAAUACCUUCACCAAACUCACGUCGAGAAUGAGACUAUCAAAGAGAGCUUUCCAGACGAGGCAACGGCGAGGUCGGCGAGCGAGGCGGCGUCUAGUAGUAACAAGGGCAGCGAGGCAGCAGUACGAUGA